UUGUUCAGACGAUUUUUGACGUCAUUAAAGCGCGUGCGUGAAAUCGACUUCCUGGAAAAAUAAUGGCAGAAGAGUUUGUUUAUGAUCCUGAAAGGAACUAUGAUGAAGCCACACUGGCCCAGUUACGUGAUAUGGAAAAAGAAAUUGCAGAUAGGCAGAAUCUUAUUAGUAACAGGAUAGCCUUUGACAAACUGAGUGAAGAGUAUGCCAAAGAGGAUGAAAUAUACCGAACAAAAAUUCAAGGAGACUUGAAGAACCGAUAUGACUAUGUUCGAAAGACUCGAGGUGAUGGUAAUUGCUUUUUUCGAGCUUUUGGGUUUGCAUAUCUGGAAAAACUACUCACAGACCAAACAGAUUUGAAAAGGUUUAAAGAUGUGGCACAAAACAGCAAAUCCGAACUGGUUAAACUUGGAUUUCCAGAAUUUACCAUAGAAGAUUUCCACGAAACAUUUAUGGAGGUGGUGGGGAAGGUAGAGAACCAGUGUUCACUAGACGAGUUACUAGAGACGUUCAACAACCAGGGGCUUUCCGAUUAUAUCGUUGUCUACCUAAGGUUACUGGUGUCUGGAUUCCUGCAGAAAGAGGCAGACUUUUACAGCUGCUUUAUUGAAGGUGACAGAAGCAUGAAGGAGUUCUGCAAUCAGGAGGUUGAACCAAUGGGGAAGGAGUCCGACCACAUCCACAUCAUAGCCCUGACCAAUGUCCUGGGCGUCCCAGUGCGCGUGGAGUACAUGGAUAGAGGCGACUCAUUGCGAUGCAAUCAGCACGUCUUCCCCGAAGACUCUACGCCCCUUGUUACACUGUUGUACCGUCCUGGUCAUUACGACAUCCUCUACACUUGACACUGCAACCUUGUAUAUUAAGUUGAUUUAUAAUUGCUAGACUGUUGCUUUAUGGUCUUAUGAAAACUUGCGUAGUUUUGUAAUGUACUGCAAGCUGUGUGAGUCAUGUCCAGCACUGAUUGUAUUGCUUUUGGUAAGGGAAAAUAUGUCGACUGUGCAUGUUAUGUGGUUUUUUAAUUGCAUACAUAUAAGUAAUCAUGCAGCGCAUACUUUAGCCUGUAUUGUUGUUAUCUACUGUAUUGAAUGAAUAGGUUGAAUAAACUCCUGCAAUGUA
Dreissena polymorpha is the source of this 1116-nucleotide messenger RNA. RefSeq names its product ubiquitin thioesterase OTUB1-like. NCBI's taxonomy places the organism in Eukaryota, Metazoa, Mollusca, Bivalvia, Myida, Dreissenidae. The record is from RefSeq and is a predicted model, not a curated record. The transcript has 8 exons. Gene Ontology annotation, molecular function: ubiquitin binding; cysteine-type deubiquitinase activity. Gene Ontology annotation, biological process: protein K48-linked deubiquitination. Gene Ontology annotation, cellular component: nucleus. The coding region runs from base 63 to 842 and encodes 259 amino acids.